AUGGAGGGCGAUGAGGUUAUCGGUGCACCAAAGCACCCAGAUUGGUUGCAAAUGGUGCGCAUUAAGGAAGGGGAAGUUCCCCACGCGAUCGCCUAUGUUUCGACUAGGCUAUCCCGCUAUCGUCCCGCUAUGCACCGCGACAUCGUCGACCAUUGCGACAUCCUCGUCCUCUCCCUCUUUAGUGGGGGCAAGGUUCUUAACUUAAUGAAUGUCUACCCUGACGAUCAACACACAGCCAUUGAGCACCUCGCUGCUCAUGUGCAUUCUCUACCACCUUUCAUCUAUAUGGCUGGUGACUUCAACUGCGUGUUGAUGACUUGGGAUGACUAUGAGCAUGGCGAGUCAUCAACAGCAAUAUCCUUGCGGGAUACCGCAUCUCAGAUCGGCCUCGAGUGGGCACGACCUUCUAACCAUGGACCGACGAGAAUCAGUCCUAAUCCAAACCAGAGAUCCAAUGUGUUGGAUCUUGUAUUCUUAGCUCCAUCUGAGAUCUUAAUCUCAAUGCCCAGAUUGGAGCACGAUCUCCAGGGUCCGUCAGAUCAUGUCCCGAUCUGCACAGAUCUUGAUAUCGGUCCCGAACCGCCCGGAUCUGGCGAGGCUGAAAAGUCUUUCAUUUUGGAUAUUCUCCGGGAUCUUGCGGCUAUUCCUGUCGCAGCCCUGGCAACCAAGGAAGGCCUUGAAGCUUUAGCUGAUGCUAUCGCGACAGCAUUCUCGGACGCAUGGCUUGCCCAUUCAACCGAGUCCAAACCUACCAAGUGCUCCAAGUCCUGGUGGACGGACAAGUGCUCAGAGACAUUCGGGGUAUAUCUGUUGAGCCGAUCGCUCGCUGAUUAUAACAAGUUUAAGAAGGCGUGUAAGGACGCCAAAUGUAAUUUCUUCGAUGAACGUAUCGCAGAAAUCGCUACUUCUCGCAAGCGCCCGUGGGACCUAAUGGAAUGGGUCAAACAGCGCAAGCUACUACCCUGUGAGGCUAUUCACAAUGGCGACCAGCCUUGCCACGAUAUGGACGACCUCUGGGACGCCCUUCAUGGCAUGUACAAUUCGGCCUCUGGUCGCGAGUACGACACUUCAGUCUUGGAUGAGCUUCCCGAUGAGCCAGUUCGCGAGUGGGCUGACUUCUCGGAGCAUGAGUUGUUGAGUGCCCUUAAGGGGUGCUCCAACUCCUCUGCACCAGGACCGGACCAUGUUACGUGGGUCCACCUAAAGGAGUUGCUUAAGGAUAAACACGUCCUUGCGCUCUUCAUUGUGCUGGCUAACGCUUGCCUUCGGGUGGGUCAUUGGCCGCGUAUAUUCAAGGAGUCGCUAUCGGUUAUCGUCCCGAAACUGAAUAAGCCCUCCUAUGCCGUACCGAAGGCCUUCAGGCCGAUCGUACUCCUCAUCACUUUCGCGGGGUGGGUUAAGGGUCUCCAGACUAGCGCGCUGGCUUUUGACAUUGCGCAGUUCUUCCCUUCUAUCAACCAUGAGAUGUUCAUGGCUGUACUUCGCAAGCAGAUCUCGUCUGUUUACUGCUGGAACACCUUCCAAUCCAACUCGCGGUUUGCGGACGUGGGUGUCGGGCAGGGCUCAGCUCUCUUGCCUGUUAUCUCAGGGCUCUUCAUUGCUCCAUUUGACCGCGGGCUCACGUUUCAUGAGCAUGUUCGCUACUACGCCACCAAGGCGUUCACCACCGUGCAAGCCAUGCGCAUGCUCGGGAACUCUACUAGAGGUCUCUCGCCUAAACAGUGCCGCCUCUUGUAUCGGUCAUGUGUGGUUCCCAUUGCCACAUACGGCUAUCGUCUCUGGUAUUUCAAUGGCACCCGUAAUAAGGGCGCGAUGAACCAGUUAAAAUGGAUGCAGCGGAAAGCUGCUCUAUGGAUUACGGGUGCUUUCUGCACCUCCCCCACCGGCGGUCUUGAGGCUCUAGCGGGUCUCAUCCCUGUCCAUCUUAUGCCGAAGAAGCUGGCAACACACGCAGUGUAUCGCGUAGCCACCCUCUUGGACACCCACCCUCUUCGCUCUAUGAUGGGCGAGGGACUCCUCAAGCGAGCUGCACCACAUGCUCGCUCUGCCGCCUUGAUGACCCCAGCCAUGCGAGGGAAAGUCAAGAGCACUGUCAUGGAAGUGGACGAGCGUGUCCACACCUUAACUGAGAGCUUCGAGCCCUUUACACCUGAAGCUCGUCCAGGCGAUCGGUUACUGGACCGCUAUGCGGACCGUCUCCACUUUGACGAGCGUGAUCCUACCCAGGAUAGGCGUCCGUAUCUAGACGAGCUCAUCGCGAGAGCGAGGGCUGACCCACUAACAGUACUGGCUGCAACUGAUGGCUCUGUCCCUCAGUCCAACCAGUAUCAGGCGGCUUCGGCUGCCAUUUUUUAUUCAUCGUAG
Cyclocybe aegerita is the source of this 2364-nucleotide messenger RNA. NCBI's taxonomy places the organism in Eukaryota, Fungi, Basidiomycota, Agaricomycetes, Agaricales, Hemipholiotaceae. The record is from the annotation of a GenBank genome assembly.